AUGCAAGUCGCGCACCCCUUGGCCACCCUCGACACCCGGUCAGCGUCCUUUACUUCGGGCACAUCCGCCCCGCCGCCGCCCAUGUACAACUCCUCUCAGCACGGCAUGACAACGCAGGCCGGCGCAUGGCGAAGCUUUCCGGAAGCGAACGGCAUGUCGCAUGUCAUGGAGAAACCGCAGAUAUACACGGCCGUUUACUCGGGCGUGUCGGUCUACGAAAUGGAAGUUCAUGGCGUCGCUGUCAUGCGCAGACGGUCCGACUCGUGGCUAAAUGCAACUCAGAUCUUGAAAGUCGCUGGCGUUGACAAGGGCAAGCGAACCAAGGUCCUGGAGAAGGAGAUUCUCGUCGGCGAGCACGAGAAGGUGCAGGGCGGGUACGGGAAGUAUCAGGGGACGUGGAUAAACUACCGUCGUGGCCGCGAGUUUUGCCGGCAGUAUGGAGUCGAGGAGCUGCUUCGUCCACUUCUUGAGUACGACAUGGGCGCCGAUGGUACCGGUCAACCUGGACAGGGCAUAGACACGCCAACCAAGGAGCAGGCCCAGGCGGCGAACCGGAAGCGACUGUACACGGCGACUGUUGACCCUCGUGCGAAUAGUCAGAACGCCAACGGCACCUUCUUCUCCAACAUCUCAUCCACAGCGUCGAACGCGAUCGCUGCUAUGAACAAAGUAGCCAGGCUCAACUCUCCAGCGCCACGGCCAGGCAGCGCUCAGCGAAGACCGGGUGCUGUCAUGGGCCGGCCACCUCAGCCACCUGCUCUAGCGAGCCAGGACUCUUUCCGUGCUGCAAGCCAGCAGAGCAUGCAGAGCAUUGCAUCAGAGCGCAGCUUCGGACCCGGGGACUCGACAUAUGGCACCAUGUCCACGGAACAACAAACCCAAGGAGACAUGGAGCCACCUCGGAAACGAAUGCGGCCGUCAAGUCAAGAGGAGACACCUACCCAGGGAAACGGUGUUGCCGACGUGUCCAUGCGAGAUGGCACACCCACAGAACCGAACGAGUCUUUCGUGUACCAUCAAUCGGCGCACUAUGAUGGCGACGUACCGAUUGCCCUGUCACCCCUUCCACCACCGGGCGACAAGGAAACAGAAGACAAGCAAGCCGUGCUUCUCGACCUCUUUGCAGAUCUCUCCCGCACAGAUUUCUCUACUCAUCCAGCCAUUCAGUCGCUGUCCGGCUCAGACCUGGACCUACCCCUCGAUCAGUCCGCCAAUACCGCGCUUCACUGGGCAGCAACCCUAGCGCGUGUAUCUCUCAUGCGCCUACUGAUUUCAAAAGGCGCCAGCAUCUUUCGAGGCAACGCUGCCGGCCAAACACCCCUCAUGGCAGCGGUGCAAGUAAACAACAGCCUCGACCACAGCUGCUUUCCCGAGCUACUGGAAAUUCUGGGUCCGCUGAUUGAAGUCCGUGACGCACAAGGCCGGACCAUUCUCCACCACAUCGCCGUCGCAUGCGGUAUCAACGGCCGUUCAGCAUCUAGCAAGUAUUACCUGGAGGCUCUGCUCGAGUUCCUUGUCCGCAGCAACAGCGGCUCAAGCGGCCAAGGCGCGUCGUUUGAAUCUUUCAACGUUGCCAGGCCGAUCAGCCUCAUCAGGUUCAUGAGCGAGAUCGUGAACGCUCAAGACAAGGCCGGCAACACAGCAUUGAACCUUGUCGCGAGAAUCGGCAACCGCAGGAUCAUCAGGCAGCUCAUGGAGGUGCAGGCGGAUCCGCGGAUCCCGAACCACAAAGGUCUGCGGCCGAUAGACUUCGGUGUUGGCGAGGAGCUGCCCCAAGGGGGUGCUGUACAAUCAUCAUCGCAGUCGAACCAGGUCGGCUCGCCUACGAAAUCCACCAAAACCACACUAUCCCGCGUCGAAGAGGCGAGCAGGGAUAUGAUGCCAUCAAUGUCUUCCUUCCUCUCUCAAACCGAAUCCCAAUUCUCAGCCGAGAUCCGCCUCAAGCAAGACCAAAUCGACGCCACCAACACCGCCAUCCGCGAGCUCUCCGCCCUGCAGAAGUCCGAACUCCAGAAACUCGAAGCCCUCCAGCGCCGCAUGCGCACCCGCACAGACCGCCAGCAACGCAUCGCGAACCUCCGCCGCGCCAUCGAUGACCAGCGCGCCAGACUUCUGCGUAGCGGCGUAGUCACGGACCCCUCGGCGUUGGCGAACGUCAAGGUCGUGCAGGUGGGCGAAGCGGAUCAAAUGGUGCCUUUGCCGAAGGAACUCAUGGCGGUGGAGGCGGCUGGUGCGGACGAGACCAGAAGCCUGCAGAUCAGCCCGGCGGUCCUGAAGGCGCUCCCUCCGCCGGCAGCAUUACGUAGCAGACUCGAGGCUUAUGCGGCGAACAAGAGCAGCCUGCUGCAUAAGAGCCAGGCGCUCAAAGCGCGCAAUGGCGAGCUAGAGAGGCAGUAUAGGAAGGUUGUCAGCUUGUGUACGGGUGUGGAUGAAAGUAGGGUUGAGGAUGGGCUUGGGAUGCUGGUUCAGGCGGUCGAGAGUGAGGCGUCUGAGGGGGUCGAGAUUGGGAGGGUAAGGGAGUUUUUGAAGAAGGUGGAGGGCGUGGAGGAGGUGUGA
Messenger RNA from Coniosporium apollinis CBS 100218, 2556 nucleotides. RefSeq lists its product as uncharacterized. Lineage: Eukaryota; Fungi; Ascomycota; Dothideomycetes. The coding region runs from base 1 to 2556 and encodes 851 amino acids. The transcript has 3 exons. The record is from RefSeq and is a predicted model, not a curated record. Gene Ontology annotation, molecular function: protein binding; transcription coactivator activity; DNA binding. Gene Ontology annotation, cellular component: SBF transcription complex; MBF transcription complex.